Gracilinanus agilis (Agile Gracile Mouse Opossum) is the source of this 6718-nucleotide messenger RNA. RefSeq names its product calcium/calmodulin dependent protein kinase II alpha (gene CAMK2A). Gene Ontology annotation, cellular component: cytoplasm; neuron projection. The record is from RefSeq and is a predicted model, not a curated record. The coding region runs from base 1 to 1065 and encodes 354 amino acids. Gene Ontology annotation, molecular function: ATP binding; calmodulin binding; calcium/calmodulin-dependent protein kinase activity. The transcript has 13 exons. Lineage: Eukaryota; Metazoa; Chordata; Mammalia; Didelphimorphia; Didelphidae. Gene Ontology annotation, biological process: protein phosphorylation.
AUGAAGCCGGAGAACCUGCUCCUGGCAUCCAAACUGAAAGGUGCUGCAGUGAAGUUGGCUGACUUUGGCCUGGCCAUCGAGGUGGAGGGAGAGCAGCAGGCAUGGUUCGGUUUUGCAGGGACACCAGGAUACCUCUCCCCAGAAGUACUCCGAAAGGACCCCUAUGGAAAACCUGUGGAUCUUUGGGCAUGUGGGGUCAUCCUAUACAUCUUGUUGGUGGGAUAUCCUCCUUUCUGGGAUGAGGACCAGCACCGACUAUACCAGCAGAUCAAAGCUGGAGCCUAUGAUUUCCCAUCCCCGGAAUGGGACACGGUUACCCCAGAAGCAAAGGACCUGAUUAACAAAAUGCUCACCAUCAACCCUUCCAAGCGCAUCACAGCUGCUGAAGCCCUCAAGCACCCCUGGAUCUCUCACCGAUCUACAGUGGCCUCCUGCAUGCACAGACAGGAGACCGUGGACUGCCUGAAGAAAUUCAAUGCCAGGAGGAAACUGAAGGGAGCUAUCCUUACCACCAUGCUGGCCACCAGGAACUUCUCUGGCGGGAAGAGCGGGGGCAACAAGAAGAAUGAUGGUGUGAAGAAAAGAAAGUCCAGUUCCAGUGUUCAGUUAAUGGAAUCCUCCGAGAGUACCAAUACCACCAUUGAAGAUGAAGACACCAAAGUGAGAAAGCAAGAAAUCAUUAAGGUGACAGAACAGCUGAUUGAAGCAAUAAGCAAUGGGGAUUUUGAGUCCUACACGAAGAUGUGUGACCCUGGGAUGACAGCCUUUGAACCUGAGGCUCUGGGAAACCUGGUCGAAGGCCUGGACUUCCAUCGAUUCUACUUUGAAAACCUGUGGUCCAGGAACAGCAAGCCUGUCCAUACUACCAUCCUGAAUCCCCACAUCCACCUGAUGGGUGAUGAGUCAGCCUGCAUUGCCUACAUCCGCAUCACACAGUACGUGGACGCUGGCGGAAUCCCUCGCACUGCCCAGUCAGAGGAGACCCGCAUCUGGCACCGCCGGGAUGGCAAAUGGCAGAUCGUCCACUUUCACAGAUCAGGAGCACCUUCAGUCCUACCACAUUGAAGUUGUGAUCAGGUUGUGCACUCCCUGGCUGCACCACGGAGAUCCAUCUUUCUUCAUCUGUGGCAUGUGGCUGCUGGUUCUACCAUGUGCUGGAAUUCCCACCACCACCAUCAUCAUCAUCAUCACCACCACCAAGUUCCUCACAGAAGCCAAGAAAAUCUCCCAACUGACUCAAGCCAUCGUGCACCAGAGAACAAACGGCCACAGUUAUUUAUUUACUUUCCUUUUUUUCUUUUCUCUCUUCCUGUUGUGCUUUUCAUUUGAUUUUUUGAUUGUGUGCAUGAGCCAGGUCCAGGGGCCCAGACUGGCAUUCCUCUGCCUGGGUCAGCUGCUCCCAACUCUUGGGACAGAGAAUAAUGUGGAGGGACCUCUCCCUACCCCUCUAACCUCUAUUCCUCACCCCAGCUGGGGAAGCUAAUAAUUUCCCAAGUGCUCACUCUUCUCUGCUGGAUAUGCUGCCUAUUUCCUAUAGUCUACCACUCCUUAUAGAGAUGGGUAGAUGGGAAAUCAAGCUAGUUCCAUGGUGAUGCCAGACCUUGUUUGUUAUCUAGCAUAGUGAGCAAAUCUUUGCUUGCCAGCCCUCCUGAUGUCUCAGGCCUACUUUCUCUGUUCCUGCCUCUCUUUUGAGGCAGUUUUAGGAGAAGGGCAGCUGACCUAAUAGAUAAGGUCAUUUAUGGCAAAGAAGGGAAACUGAGGAAUCUGGCUGUGAGCAUGAAUUAGCCAGAUUCUUUGCCUUGGGUAUCAAAAUACAGAUACUGCCUUUAUCACUCCCUUCUGUGUUCUUUCCUUCCCUUAGUGAGUUGCCUUUCUCCUCUCCUACUGUUUUCUUUCUGCCUUUCCCCCCCCUUCUCUGAAAAUGAAAUGUACUUUAUUUGUAUAUUUAUUUUAUUUUUUUGGAAAACAAGCAGUGUUAAUAACACUGGUGCUAGAUCAGGGUAUUUGUCCUUUCCUUUUGAUUUGAUGGGGCCGUUUGCUUCAAAUACUGACUUCAUUGAACCCAUUCUUCCAGCAUAGAUUGAGUUUAGUAACACUUGAGAGAGAAAAGCUGAUCAUCUUUUGGGGGGAAAAAAAGAAAAGCUAAAAGCAACCUUUAGGAAUCUCUUCUACUUUGACCGCAUGCCUUUUGAUAUCCAAACUUCUGUGUAUUUGGGAAAUUGAUUUCAUGUAUUUGCUGAAAUGGGUCUUUAUGUAAUAGCUAAAUAUCUCAUUACUUUGGGGAAGGGUGGGUUAGGGUAGGGUAGUUGUUUCUUUCACUUCUCUCGCUUUCUCUCUUUUUCCCUUAACUUCUGAAGCUAAAUGUGUAACGACUGGGUGUCUGCGGUAUAGGUGAGCGCUACCUCUCAUCCUUGGGGGAGUCUCUCCUUUCUACCCUCUCCUAUGCAUCAGCCCCCUUGGGUUCCCUUCUGUUCUGCUGAGAUAGUUGGAGUUGGGAGAAGUGUUGCAUGCUGAUGUGAAUACUGAAACAGCUGGCUACAUCUGACCACAAUUGGCCAUGAAGGAUGUCAGAAAUGACAAGGGAGAACUUGGCCAAAUGGAGAAAUGUCUCUGGCUCCCCACCAGAAGUUUUCCCUGGACCUUUAUGAAGAGCCAAGCCAUCUAUGUGGCUCAGUGGACCCUUCUUGACCUCACCUUUAACAGGGCAUUCCAGCAGUGGAUGGGAGAGGUCAGAGAGACCCUACAUGGCUUGAUGCUAUGUGGCCUUUUCCCCAUGGGGUCUGACGGUAUUUCCAGUGUUUAUUUCACCCUUCAGUUUCCUGCUUUUUCUUGCUCUUACGCUCCCUUGGUUUUUUUCCCUUUCCCCCUGGAUUGACUGACGUAAGAUGUCCUGGCCCUUCCAGCAGGGCUGUGUCUGCACUGUGUUCCUUGCAUGACCUUACACUGUAUAAUGCAGUAAAUUUAUUGACAAAACCAAUCAUGUGUUUUGGACAAGAAAAAAAAGAAAAAAGAAAAAAAGAAAAAAAAGAUUGUAUUCUCCAUGUUCCAUUUGGAAUUGUGUUGCUGCCUUUCUUGUGUCUCACGGACUUUGUGUGGCCAUGUUUUGCCAGAGCAAGAUCAUUUCUCCUGAGUAUCUUAGGAGAGGAAGGCCCCCCCUUAAUGAGGGGUCAAAGAUUGAGCUCUGGGAGAUGGCUCCCAUCCAGCCCACUGACCUCCACAUGAGUCCUGUGUGUGGAGUGAGGGUAGACAUAGGACUAUUGAACGAUUUCUAAUCUGGGCAUUUUCUGAGUCUUCCUUGCUUGACUUCCAUGUGAGUGAGAUAUGCUGAAUGACAGACAGCCCUCAAUUCCCCGGUCCUUCCCCAGCACCUUUGGGUUCAUUGGGUCCUUUUGUGUCACCAAGGACGGGGAAGUGGAACGAGGUACCAGUCCUAGUGGGGAAGUUAUAGCUGGAGGAAGGGGUAACUAGAGCUCCUGGGGAUAUGAAGUGGGUCACUGAAAACAGAGGAAAGAAGGACUAAACAAGAGUUAUUCCCCAAAUUCCUGGGCCAGUACAUUUUUAAGUCAUGGUCCUUUUUUGCUCUAUGGGUCUCUUUGGUAAGGCACUGAGGUAGGGGGCAGAUAGGAAGUAUAUACAUGCACUAGUCAGUCAGGGUCUAGCCAACCUUUGGUCCCACUGGCUAUGGCAGUGAACAGAUACUGGUCCUAAAUCCCAGUGUUUUAUUGGGAAUAUCUUCCAGGAGUUCAGGCAAGAGAGUGCCCCUGCCUUCUCACUUAGCUCCCCAGAUUAGUUCUUGCAAUCUAAAUAGUCUUUCAUCAAUGGUCCCUUUUUUUGUUCUUCCCUUUUUGAAAGCUUUUCUGCUCUCCCUUGGCUGUAUUCUUGGGCUCUGCAAUGACCAGAACUUUCUCAAUCUGCUUUCCUUCGAGCUUCCUCAGGGCCCACUCUUCCCAGGCUAACUUUUCAAUCAUAUGUUGUUUCCCUUGUCCCAGAAUAAGUGCUCAACAUCCCAUCAACCCAAUGGAUUAGACUGCAGGAGCUUGUUGCUUUCUUUCUCUAGGCUUGCUUCCCUGUCUAUAAAAUGAUGGGGGGUUGGAUCAGAUGAUCUCUGAAGUUCCUUACUAUUUUAAAACUUAUGAUCUCCUACCUCUGGUCCCCCAGGGGACCCUGAGCAGAUUGGGAGGGGGCCACUAGAGAAACUCUAGACUCCUCUUAGAUACUGAAGAGAAGAGGGGUUCUUUUAUUCCCCCUUCUUUCCUUCCUUCCUCCAACCUCAAAUCCUUUCUAGGUAUCCCAACAACUACCUGGUAACCUGACAGUGGAAAGAGCCCUGGAAUUUUAUGGUUUAUCUUUUUGGAUUUCAUGGUCUUUGAGAUUCCUCCUCCCUCUUCCCACUUGGAUUCUAGUUUCGGCUCAAUGAAAGACUCCCUUUCUGGCUUCUUCACCUUUGGGGGCCUCAAUCACCUCAUUCGUAAGAUGAGGGCAGAGUAGGCAGUUGGCCCAAAUGAGCUUCAAGUUUCCUUCCAGUCCAGAUUAGCAAACUGAGCCAUGGGGAUAAUUUAUUCCCUUGCCAACAAUGAUCUGUUACUUUAUCAAAGAGUUUACACAUCUGCUAUUUGAUUCCAUUUUUCAAAUUGCCUUUGCAGGAGGUGAGGCAGUAAUGGCCACCUCAGUUUUAGAUGAGAAAACUAAAGAAUGAUCCCCAUGUCUGUUCCAAAUAGAACUCCAGGAGCAGCCUUCCUCCUGUCCAUUUACCCCCUCUAAAGCCAAGUCACCCCACCCCUUAGUGCCUUAUAGGCUUGGGGACUAGCUGUCCCCUACCCCUCUUCCCCCUGUGCCCCCUGCAGUGGCUUUAAGUAGUAGCUUCCAAAACAGUCAGAUGGGCAGGAAACACCACUCACAAUAGAACCAGGUCAGUGGCUAUGUCAUUCCCAACUUCACACUUGCCCCUAUGUCUUUUGAAUGCCUUUUAAAACCCGGCUCUGUAAAGAUUUGCUGUAAGGAAUUGGCCAAGUUGAAUUUGGUGAAGGCUUGGGGUAUAUAUGAUUCUGCCUUCAGGUAUCUGUAGGGCUGUCAUGGGCAAAAGGGAUUAUUCUAUUUGGCUCUUGAGGACAAAACUAGGAACAAUGAAUAGGAGUUGCAGAAAGGAAUAUGUUGGCUCAAUAGGGGGAAAUAUUCUAAUAAUUAGAGCCGUCCAAAUGUGGAAUGGGCUUCUUUGGGAGGCAAUGAGAUCCCUGUCAUCUGAGGCCCUUAAGUGUACACUAGAUGACCAAUUGUCAGGAAUGUUGUAGAGGGAAUUCCUUCUCAGGUACGAGUUGGACUAGAAGGUCUCUGAGGUACCUUCUAGCUCUGAGAUUCUGUGAUUCUAAACACUAGUGUCGUUGGAAUGCUGGCAUGUAUGAGUAUGUUUGUGUUUGCAUAUGUGAGGAUCAUCCCUUCCUCCUCUCCCAAUUAAUGACCCUCAGGUAGUAGGGUGGCCCACCCUUCUGGGUCACCCUCAGCUCAGGCUGUAAUCCCUAUAGAUAUGUUAGAGUUUGUGGGGACAAGGAAACCUGGCCCUCUUCUGGUGGGGUCAUUUCUCUGCCCCACUCCCUAUCCCCAAGCCCAUUUACUGAUGUGUUGAGGAAAGUUCCCUGACUGGGGAUUAGAGGAUAGCCUUGAAUCUUGGUCCUUCUUGGUGGCUAGCUCAGAUAAAGUGACACCAGGAAUUCCCUGGAGAUGGAAGAGAAGUGACACAUAGCAGGUGAGUGUCGGGGCAGUCUUCACUCAAGCUCCUUCAGGGAAGCAGGAGUCCUUGAGCCCUGUUAGUCCUAUCUACUCUGACCAUGAUGCUCUCUGGAUAUCUCCUAGAAGCAUAGUCAUUCAUCAAUGCAGAGCAACAAUAAGAAGAAUCACAGUUGGGGUCGGAAACACAAAAACUUGAAUUUUUUGUCCCAGCUGUGUGCUACUUAGCUGGACUUUGGACAAAUUUCUUAACCUUUCUUGGCCUUGGUUUCUCCAAGUACAAAAUUAGAGCAUAUUGAACUAGAUUUCUAAGCUUCCUUCCAGCUCUGACAUCCUAUCAGCAUAUGACCAAGUAACUACUCUUCCUUCAAUGCCCAUUCAUUCAUCCAGCCCCUCUCCUCUUAAGGUGAGCUUCCUUCUCUAUCCUUAGCACUCUUGUGCCAGACAGACCCCUUUGCCCCUCAUUCUGCUCUUCAAGUGGACUCAGCUGGUGAAGGUGGGAUGAAGGGAGAUAAGGCAAAGGGGUGUGGGCUAGGCAUUCUCUUUUCUAACUCUUGCACAUUUUAGAGGUAUAAUAAUUUCUGCUCAAAUGGGCAGGACCCAAACCCUAACCCAAACACCUGAACAUUGUAUGUGGGACUCUAGAGCUCAUGUGAUUGCAAAAAAAAAUCAAAGGAUAUAUUUUUAAAAACACAUUUAAAGCCCCCACCCCUUCACCUUCCUGCUCAUGGAGCAAAGCUUGGCCCCUGCUCCUCUCUGGUCUAGGCAAGGCUUGAGGGGACCUCAUUUGGGGCAUGUUUGCCAGUGUGCCCGUGCUGCAUUGUUACUGGGUUUUGGGGGUGGGGUGGGGUGGGAUUGGGAACUUGUGGUUGUGAUCUGAAUAAUCAUUGUUUAAAUUUUAUGUUGUUUGGUGGGGAGGGAGGAAGUGAGGGUGCUGUCUGUUUUAUUCUUGAUGUUUCCAGUGCAAUAAAGAGCUACUAACUUCUGUGCAUGACAA